UUUACACUCAAUGGCUGCUGCUGUAAUGUGGACUCAUCGUGCACGGAGCGUCACGACCGUUUUGGGCUCUGUGGCAAGAGCCUACACACACGCCGCUUUUAGAUCACACUAUGACGCACUGGUCAUCGGUGGAGGACACAAUGGACUAGUGGCAGCUGCCUACCUUCAGAAGGGAGGUUUGCAGACAGCAGUGCUAGAGCGCAGACAUGUGCUUGGAGGUGCAGCGGUGACAGAGGAGCUCUUCCCCGGUUUCCAAUUCUCCAGAUGUUCCUAUUUGCUCAGCUUAUUACGGCCGCACAUUCACGCGGACUUGGAGCUGAAGAAACAUGGGCUGAAGGUGUAUAUGAGGGAUCCCCAUGCUUUUACUCCAAUGUUGGAGGAGGGGGUAAUGGGCAGGCCACCAAGGUCACUCACACUAGGCUCGGACCUCGCCGAGAAUCAGAAGGAGAUCGGCAAAUUUUCCCAGAAAGAUGCAAAGGCUUUUUCAGAAUUUAUUUUGCACCUUGAGAAGCUAGCAGGCGCUAUCCACCCACUCCUGGAUGCCCCUCCUGUUGACAUUCCAGGGGUUACAACUGGCUCAUUCAAGAGGAGGCUGGCCGCUGCCAAAACACUGAAGCCUGUUGUCAAAUGCGGAUUGAAAUUAGGCCGGAACAUUCCAGAGUUUUACGAAAUCAUAACAGCGCCAAUCAUGAAGAUCUUGAAUCGUUGGUUCGAGUCAGAGCCACUGAAAGCAACCUUGGCUACAGACGGUGUGAUUGGAGCCACGACCAGUCCCUGCAAUCCUGGCAGCGGAUACGUUCUCUUGCAUCACGUGAUGGGAGAGUUAGAAAAAGGAAAAGGUGCCUGGGGUUAUGUGGAAGGCGGAAUGGGAGGUGUGUCGAAGGCUUUAGCCAACGCCGCCCGAUCUUACGGCGCAGACAUUUUCACCGAAAAGGAUGUAGAAAAUAUUGUUGUUGACUCAGAUGGUGCUGCCAGGGGAGUUGUGCUGAAGGAUGGCACAGAGAUUCAUAGUAGAAUAGUUCUUUCAAAUGCCACCCCUCAUGUCACAUUCAAGAACCUCACACCGCAGGGUGCCCUUUCAUCAGAAUUUUUAAAAGCUGUCGAUCAAAUCGAUUACACCUCACCUGUCACCAAGAUUAAUGUGGCAGUGGACAAGCUGCCAAACUUUCGGGCAGCUCCCACACCAGACAACAAACCAGGACCUCAUCAUCAGUGCUCCAUUCACAUCAACUGUGAGAGUGUGGACAUCCUGGAGGCGGCCUAUAUGGACGUUAUGAAUGGACGCCCCUCGACGAGGCCUAUGAUUGAAAUGACCAUCCCGUCUGUGUUGGACCCAACUUUGGCGCCCUCUGGCAGCCAUGUUGUUUCACUGUUCACACAGUUCACCCCCUUCCACAUUGAGGGAAGAGAGUGGACUGAGCAGGACAAGGAGGCCUAUGCAGAUAACGUUUUUGACUGGGUGGAGAAAUAUGCCCCUGGAUUCAGACAGUCGGUGGUGGGCAGGGACAUCCUAACUCCCCCUGACCUGGAGCGUAUUUUUGGGCUCACCGGAGGGAAUAUCUUUCAUGGAUCAAUGUCGCUGGACCAGCUGUACCUCGCGCGACCAUUGCCCUCACUCUCAGACUACCGUACGCCAAUUAAAGGCCUGUAUCUUUGUGGCAGUGGCAGUCAUCCAGGGGGAGGUGUCAUGGGAUCUCCUGGAUGGAAUGCUGCACUGACCGCCAUGGCUGACCUGAAACGCCGCUGACUGAUAAAAUAUCACAGUGUGCAGUAAAAACACUCGACAUUUCUAUCUGAUCAGAUGUGAAGCCAUGCACACUUUAUUGAUGGCCAUUUUAAUUGCAUGCAAUUAUAAAAAUCUGUGAAUAGGCGAAUCAGCAGGCAAACUUGGGUCCACUGCAAUAUUAAUUGCAUAUUAAUGCUAAAGGCUCACUUGUGAGAUGAUUCCAAGUAAAACAGUGCAAUGUUACGACACACAUAUUUGGCUUUUUAAAAUGUGUGAAUUUAUAUAUGUAAUGCAUCCUUGAUACUGUACUGUAAACGGGAAACUGGUACAACAUACUUUGCUAUAAUUGCCAAAUAUGUUGUUUUUUAAUGUGAAAUCAAGUAAAUAAACCCGAAUGGAAUUGAAGCAAAUCUCACCCUCGUGCAAGGAAAUAUAAGCUAUAAGGUCAUUAACACUGACCUAUACAAUGUAUUUGUUGGACUAAGUUCAUCUUGUUUUUCCUUUUUAAUCACUUCACUGGUUUUUAUGUCAAACAAAUUAUUUUAGGUGCCUGACGUCAGAGAAUGUUCUUAUUCAUCGGUUCCAUGGUGUAAUGGUUAGCACUCUGGACUUUGAAUCCAGUGAUCCGAGUUCAAAUCUCGGUGGAGCCUCAGCUAUUAUGGUGACCUUGGUUGUCUUUGGUCACUUGACUUUUGAGUAUUUGCUGAUACGCAAGCAAUACAUUAAGAUUCUAUGCAUACUUUCUCAUAAUUGCCAAAUAUGUUUUUUUUUAAUGGGAAAUCAAGUAAAUAAACCCGAAAGGAAGUGAAGCAGAUCUCGCCCUUGUGCAAGGAAAUACGUAUAACCGAUACGGUCAUUAACACUGACCUAUACAAAUUGUCUUUCUAUCGGUUCCAUGGUGUAAUGGUUAGCACUCUGGACUUUGAAUCCAGUGAUCUGAGUUCAAAUCUCAGUGGAACCUCGACCUUGGUUGUCUUUGGUCACUUUAGUUUGGAGUAUUUGUUGAUACGCAAGCAACACAUUAAAAAUCUAUGCAUACUUUCUCAUAAUUGCCAAAUAUGUUGAAUAUUUUAAUGUGAAAUCAAAUAAAUAAACCCGAAUGGAAUUGAAGCAGAACUCGCCCUUGUGCGAGGAAAUAUAAGCGAUAAGGUCAGUAACACUGACCUAGACAAUGCACUUAUUUGUCGGUUCCAUGGUGUAAUGGUUAGCACUCUGGACUUUGAAUCCAGUGAUCCGAGUUCAAAUCUCGGUGGAGCCUCAGUUAUUAUGGUGACCAUGUUGUCUUUGGUCACUUGACUUUGGAGUAUUUGUUGAUACCCAAGCAACACAUUAAAAAUCUAUACUGACCUUCUCAUAAUUGCUAUAUACAUAUCUUUUUUUAAAAAUGUGAUAUCAAGUAAAUAAACCCGAAAGGAAGUGAAGCAGAUCUCGCCCUUUUGCAAGGAAAUAUAAGCGAUAAUGUCAUUAACACUGACGUCUACAAGAUUGUAUUUCUCGGUUCCAUGGUGUAAUCGUUAGCACUCUGGACUCUGAAUCCAGCGAUCUGAGUUCAAAUCUCAGUGGGACCUUAUUUCUAAGAUGGUGAUCCUGCUGCUCUUUAUUGCUAUUGGUCAGUUAAUUUUUGAGUAUUUGUUCAUACCCAAGCAACACAUUAAAAAUCUAUACAUACUUUCUCAUAAUUGCCAAAUAUGUUGUUUUUUAAUGUGAAAUCAAGUAAAUAAACCCGAAAGGAAGUGAAGCAAAUCUCGCCCUUGUGUAAGGAAAUAUACAAGGUGUUGCCCUAUUGGUUCCAUGGUGUAAUGGUUAGCACUCUGGACUUUGAAUCCAGUGAUCCGAGUUCAAAUCUCGGUGGAACCUCAGCUAGAAUGGUGACCGUGCUGCUCUUGGUUGG
Messenger RNA from Syngnathus typhle (broad-nosed pipefish), 3617 nucleotides. It is a transcript of the gene pyroxd2, whose product is annotated as pyridine nucleotide-disulphide oxidoreductase domain 2. The transcript has 16 exons. NCBI's taxonomy places the organism in Eukaryota, Metazoa, Chordata, Actinopteri, Syngnathiformes, Syngnathidae. The record is from RefSeq and is a predicted model, not a curated record. Gene Ontology annotation, molecular function: oxidoreductase activity. Bases 11 to 1747 code for a protein of 578 amino acids.